Molecule: messenger RNA, 7134 nt
Organism: Ceratina calcarata
Lineage: Eukaryota; Metazoa; Arthropoda; Insecta; Hymenoptera; Apidae
Gene: hwt
Product: SH2 domain-containing adapter heavyweight
Exons: 8
Coding region: 1-3333 (1110 amino acids)
Molecular function (GO): phosphotyrosine residue binding
Source: RefSeq, a predicted model, not a curated record
AUGGCCGCGACUGAAGUUUCCCUGUGCGACGAUUAUAGUCUACCAGUUGAUUUCGUAAAUAAAAGACGUCCUGCCAGUGCCGCGGCUGCAACCUCUACGGUCCAGUGGGCGCUACCGAGUCCUACAGUCGAGAACGCGGAAGUUGAGGUUGUGGAACAGUACAGUGACCCCAGGGACAGCAAGAACAAAGCGUACGUCGAGCCCGGAGCUGAGACAUCUCUGCCGACAAUCUACAGCAAAGUAAAUCGCAACUAUUGCCGACCGUAUACGGAUCCAUCCGCGUCGGGGUCUUCUUGCGAGGAUGACGAGGACGGUCGUCGCGUCGACAUUCGAACGCGCAAGAACAGUUUGUACGCAUCCUCCUCGAGUCGAGCGUUAUCAUUAGAUAGAGACAAGGAGUUAACCUCGGGCGACGGCGGGGUGGUAGACUGCGUGGCCCUGGUGCAUCUCACGGAUCAAUCGCCUACUAUCGAGUCCAAUCAACCGAUCCGUCAUCCAUCACCCUAUUAUUACGGCGAUUUGUUCAAACCACCGGAACAAAUAGGCAAGCCUCAGCCGAACAAAUAUAGAAAGAGCGUGAGCCUCGACGUGCCGGGUGAACGAUCGAGAACACCCGGUAUACCGAAAAGAAAUUCGUUAGCAGGUGAUGGGGGUUCCUAUUCGGCUCAGCAACAGCAGCAGCAGCAGCAGCAGUUAUUGUCGCAGCAGCCGUAUCAACAGCUACAUCUGCAACCGUUACAUCCGCAGCAGCAACAUUAUCAGAGUCAGGAUCUAGUGAGCCCCACGUCGGGGAGCGAGCAUGCUGUCCCAGCCAGAAGCGAGAUCCUCUCGUCGUGUAUCAUCACCGAGUGGGAUCACACCCUCAUGCCUCCUCAUCGAUUGUUGAGCCAUGACCUGCCGACCACGGUCUGUACCUGCGUCGCAUCCGCUGAGGAGGAGGACGAUGAGCUAGAUCGCAGGCAGCCGCAGAUAACGCGGCACCAGGCGCGCAAGUUACGACGUACAAGGAGGAUAGAUCCGCAACCGAUACUCGUCGAGGACGAGGACGACGUGGAGGGAGAGGACGAGGAAGAAGAGGAAGAGGAGGAGGAGGAGGACGUGGAUGCGGAGGAAGACGAGGAAGAAAUGGCCAGGCAACGUCACCUGUACGAGACCGCCUUCGACUGCAAGGUCAAUCGCUCCGACGAUGACCUCGACGAUCUCGAUCGGGUUACCAAUCAUCCCGUGCUGCACUCUCAGAUACGAAGUAGCAGCGCGAUACCGGUAAGCAGGACGAGUUCGUCGACGGACACGUCGAAGCCACAGCAACAGCAGCAAGUCCCUUACGCCGGACAGUCCCAGAGUAGUAAAGAUCGACGCAAAGUCGUACUUCUCCGCCCAAAACCAAUUCCGAGCCGUCUUCAGCAACAGCAACAGCAGCAGCAGCAGCAGCAACAAUCAGACAAUAUUUCUACUCUGUCCCAAGACAUCGAAUCCCUCCAGAUCAAUUCGAGCGACGAGAAAACUGGAUCUCCGCGGCUACCAGCUAGAGGUUAUACCCCGUCGCCACCAUCCACGGCACCGUUGCCCGCCAAGUUCCAUGGCAACCGCGACCAUUUGCUGUUGAACAUACGCAGCACGCCGAAUUUACCCUCGCAACCGGAUCACCCACGGUUGAAGGACCUCAGGUUGCCAGUGAAGUCGCUGUUGAGGACGAAAGACUCGCCGCAGAGCAGCGAGGGCAGCAUUCUCGAAUUCAAGAGCAGGCCAAAGAGUUUCGUUCAAGACAAUGUGGAGUCGUCGCAAGGGCGACGAUUCGACAAGGAGCUGAUCCUGGAGUUUAAAGGCAGGCCGAGGGAGGAGAGACAACGACCGCGAAGCUUGAUUCGUGAGAGCAAACCGAUCAUGGAGUUCAAGGGCAGGCCCCAUGAAGCCGAGAGCGAUAUCCUGCGACCUCGACGCGAUGUCAGCCUGCUGGAAUUCAAAUUGCGCACCAGCAGGCGCAGAGCCGGAUACUCCAGUACAGAAAGCAUGGCUACGAGUAGCAGCGGCGGUAGCAUGGAAUCCCUUCGAAGCAGUACCAGCGAGGGUAACCGAUCCACGAGCAGCUCGGAGAGCCGUCACAGCACCAGUCUGAGUUCGCACAGCUCUGACAGCGGCAGCACCAACUGCUACCAUCACCAUCAACAGCCGUCGAUGACCGGCUUCCUGACGCACCACGCGAACAAGCUGCACAUACUCUCGCCCAUAUCGGACAAAUCGUCCCAAGAGCCUGCGUCUGAGACUUCGGAUAACAACCGCAACAACAACUCGCAGAAAGCCUCGCCAGAGGAGAACGCGACAACCGAGAACAAUAUAACCGCGGCGAAUAACACGAACACCAACACGGUGAACACGAAUUCCGUGACCUCGCCGAUGGACACGUCGUUCAAGAAGAGGCGGACGCCACAGAACAAGAAUCUGAUUAAUCUGGCGUUACAAUCCUCAUCGUCGGGUGAUGCGGAGAUCCAAGGAUCGGACAGCGGAAUAUCGAUCGAGUCGCGGGCUGGGAUCAAGUGCAAACCGUUCGGUUUUCACUUGUUAAAGCCACAGUUGGACAACAUCAACCUCGUCGACAAUGAGCCUGAGCUGUCCGAUCUGCCGUUCGACAUGCCGAAGCUUCGCAGGAGGCGGUUGCUGAUGCAACAGGACGCGACCACGUCCGGUAGCGCGACGAGCGUCGAUCUGAGGGAUUUGCCAUUCGAUAUGCCGAAAUUGAGGCGAAGGCUCAGAUGCAUGCAGAGCACGGAAUCCAGCGGGUCCCAAGCAUCCUCCAGCCUCUCCGUUCGCGACGUUGAACCGCCAGCGUUAUUCGGCGGCGGUCUGGCGCGUCCGAAGAUGACACUGAAUCUGGACGGUGGAAACGGUACGAACAACGUCGGCAACCUCGGUCAGCUAGCACCGAAAAAACCUUGCGGCCUCGCCCUCGGAUUGCCGCUGGAGAUUAGCACCGCCCGCGGAUCUGCCGAUCUCGUCGACGUGGAUCUACCCCUCGAGAGACAAGGAUGGUAUCAUGGAUCCAUCACGAGAAUCGAGGCGGAAGCUGUUCUACGACUUCUGAGAGAAGGAAGUUAUUUGGUGAGGAACAGCGAGUCGACCAAGCAGGACUAUUCCUUGUCGUUGAAAAGCGCUCGCGGUUUCAUGCAUAUGCGCAUCCAGAAGAACGAGGAGCUGAACGCGUACAUUCUAGGCCAGUUCAGCAAACCGUUCGACAGUAUACCUGAAAUGGUUCGCCACUUCAGCGUGAACCGUCUCCCGAUACGUGGCGCCGAACACAUGUGUCUUCUGCAUCCAGUAAUAGCUCAGCUUUUGUAGCGCAUCUAUCGUAGCGCCGUUUAAGGCGCUUCCUACUUUUUGAUAUCCCCUUUACCAAAGAGAAUUAAUUACCAAUGCGAACCUGAAGAGUAAGUUCUUUAUAAGAAAAACAGAAGGAGAAGAUGCGCGAGGACUGUUGAGCAUGGGAAACGAUUGUUCUAGAGGAUAAUCUAGACUUAGUACUUCCAUUGAAUUUUCCAUUCUAGUCUCGCGUUACAGAUCUGAGACUGUGCAAUAUACUGAAGAGAUUUUCUGAGCUUCCGAGAUGAUGAAACGAGAGAGUGAUGGGAUCGAGUCGAAUGAGGUGGACGAGAACUAUUCACGGGAAUAAUACAGUACAAAGCUUUUAAUCAGUAAAAGAGAAGCUUGUUUCCGUAGACUUAGCGAGCGACCUUGAAGUUAGUCUUGUUCGUUAUAAAUAAUCGUUUAAACGAUCGACGUCUGCCUCGCGUCGAGUAGGAGCUUUAUUAGCCGCGGGGAGAAGAAUUAGUUGACCUAUGCGAAACGUUAACCGUGACGCGAUUAUUAAUUCCGACUGUUAGCGACGAGCACUCGUUGUUCUAUAUCGGACACUUUAAAACAGAAAAUAAAAACAAUUGCGUACAGAAACGUUCAAGGAUUGAAUUAGGUUCAAUGAACGUUUCACCACCAGAAAGAAAUCAUCGCGCAAAUCUAUUUCUCCUGUUAGAACCUACACUUUAUUUUCACGAAACGUCAAUUCCUUGCACUCGAUUCGUCUACGCGGUGUCACAUGACGGAUAAGAGAAACUAUUGAAGAUUUUGUGAUAUCAGGAGAUUUCAUAAGACGCGUGUACGAUGUUUGUAACUAUAAGAAAUUAACUUGAAUUGCAAAUUUUGGUCUAGAAUGGUGAAUUCUAAAAUUUCACUGGACGAAGAGAACAAAUUGAUUAUUAAAAAAGAAGGCGAAAACUUCAAUAUGGUUUGGGCGACGAUUGAAAGAAGUUGUGUUCGGUUAUCCUGAUCGAUCGAGUAACCGAAGAUUCGCCAGUGAAAACUCUGCUUAGACAAGCUACUAAGACAGUGUUCGGGGAAGCACCGUAACAGCUUUACAAAAUGGUUGUUCCUUGUGCUCGCGGCUCGCGAAGCCGCGAGUUUCGCGUGUAAGAAACUAUCGAUGGGAUCAGAGUCGUACUACAAGCCGAUAAUCUUAACGAGAAGGUACUUAGAUUUAGAUGCGCGGCUGGCCGACCGACGUGGCCUCCGCGUGAAGGAGCUGGAAGCCAAAGGAAAGAGCUGAGUCGCAUUUUACGUUCGCGCGAAGUGAAAGAAGAAUAGAUGACGAUACGAAGUAUAGAACGCGAGUCCACAGAGUCGCCGUUGUAAAUGCCAAAGUUUAAAUGCUAAUCAUGUAAUCAUUUAGUCAGGAUUUAGUUGUUCGUCGUUGUUGAUAAGCAAUUAAGCUCGUUGUCGGUAAAAAAAUUAAUUGACGGUCACUUUGCGUUACUGCGAACCGAAAACGAUGAGAAAGUAAAGAGGAUCGAUAUCGAUGAAGUUGGUAACGAUGAUUUUUCGUCCGGGCUGACCAGUCGGGGAGAGAAUAAAGAGUGAAAGGAUAGGAAAAGAGGGCAAGUGCGAGUGAAGAAUAAAGACGAUCGAGGUCAGCCAAUCCGAACCAUCGAUGGCUCGUCACUCGAGUCAUCCGUCCGACAGUCUCUUAUUUUUGGGAGAUUUUUGCGAGAGGAGGUAACGUAACCGAUACAUAUUUUUUCAUGUGAUACGAAUUUGUUACAGAGAUAGCCUAGUUUCACCUGUGAUCUGUUACUUAGUUCCCAUUAUCCGUUGGUCGCUGCGUGCAAUAUCCUCGUACGAUUAUGAUUAAACGAUAAUAAUUACGUAACGGUAACGAUAAUAGCGAUAAUAGAUAAUAACGAUUAACGAUAACGGUAAAUUAAGUGGGUAAUGAUUGUAAUUUUCAGUAUAAAUGCAGCAACGACGCGUAAUUAAGGCGCGACUCGAGAAGACGUCCGUGGUGUUACAAUAAUAAUUAGUUUCUUGAUAAGGAUUUUAAUUCGUGACGGUUGUGAAGCGAAUUUUUUGUUGGACGCCGAGUCCUGUGUUUAACUUAUCAUCGAUUAAUUAUCUAGAAUCCACGUCAUACGUAGGCAAGUGCCAUAAUGUUAAAGCGGAUAGAGUUUAAAAUAUUUUUUUUAGAAUUUAUUUCGCCUGUCAAAAGUUAUAGUUUUGUUCCAGUUAAUUGAUUUUGACUGUGGAGCCUACGCUACUGAUGGUAGCUUCUCAAGUGUUAAAGAUUUAUACGGGAUAGAAAUGUUUAACCAUUUCGCGUCGGCAGUUCAGUCCGCUAAAGUGCCAUCACCGAACGGAGUUUCCGUGGAUGACCGUGUGGAUGCCGGAUAUAUCCGGCGUUCGUACGUACAGGUCGUCGCGCGGAUGCCGGAUAUAGGCGCUCGAAGCGAAAGGGUUAAAUUAUGCUAUCUCUCUUGCAGCACGGUAUUGGCUGGAAUACUCAUCAUACUCUCAUUUGUUAGUAAGCAAUUUGAAAGAAGCAAUUUGGAAGAGAAACAUCGUGGCCAGUCCUGUGCUGCGAAAAAAGGAUGGCAUGUACAUAGAUAAACUGUAUCUCUCUCUUUUUACAGCUCUAUCUACGUUUUCGACACACAUGGAAGCUACCUCCAGUAGUACAUGCUCUAAGGAUUUCUAAUGAAAUCACGAGUGAACGUGAUACUAGUCUUAGUUUAUGCUUCUUUCAAAAACUGAUAUUCCUGUUCCUGCGUCGUGUCUAUUAUAUUUAUAUUUAUAUUCUAUUAGAAUAUCCCAUUUUGUUAUUUUUGUUACCAAAGUGAAAUGUAAACAGUUUUCUUUUUAUAUAUCAUGUAUAGAUGUGAGCCUAAUGUAUAAUAUGAAAGAAUUUUUUAUUUUAUCAGCAGACCCAUUCUCUUUUGAUUAUGUUGAGUGUAAUUGCGUACUCGUUGUACUUUAAGCUGCCAGUAUUAUUAACUAUAAUCGAUAAUGCAUAUCCAUGUUAACGCUUAAGACAUUAUAUUGUCCCCCUCCCACCUCACCUCGUACACCCUUAACGGAUGAUUAUGAGAAAAUGAAAAAAAAAACGAAGUAUAAUCUAUCUGUACGUACAUUUGUUUGCCAUUCUAUUUAUUGCAUUGUGUCGUUAUAUGCCAAUGACAUGUUCAUGUCAUAGUCCCGUGUAUACCGUUGAUUUAAUCGUAAGAUUAUAGCGAGGUAAUUCAUGGUAAUCUUAUUAUAUUAGGUAUAUUAGCGAACGUAGAAUUAAAAAAAAAACGCCAUUCACCAGAACGAGACAAAAAAAACUUGAAACUAACGCAAGAACAAAGCAGUCGUAAAUUAUUGUGGUAGACACUAAAACUUGUAGAUACUUCCUGUACCUUGAAAUUUGAUAUAUGAAGUAGUAUUUAGCUUGACGUAUACUCUUCUAUACGUACAUACGUAAAUAUUCUAUUACUAUUACCAGAAACACUAGUGCAUAGCCGUUUAUAGGACGAUCGGAAGUUAAUCGAAACUGAAGAAUGGGAAACGAGCUCCGAUGAUGUAUAGACGCAACUGGAUGCGCUGUGUAUACACUCGUUAAACGUAAACGGUUUUCGAGCAGUGUGAUGUGCAAUAAUAAAAAAGAAAGAAAACGAAUAGCGACCUAGUGCGGUCGUACACAAUGCGUGGAUGUGAUUCGGUCUCUCUUUUUUUUUCGUUUUAGCAUGACAGACCCCACCGAUGUUCCAAAUCGACUUUACUAGAUAGUCUUGUGUACUCCGAAACUCCAUCUUAAUAAUAAAACAUUUAAUAAAACAA